Molecule: messenger RNA, 10255 nt
Organism: Callithrix jacchus (white-tufted-ear marmoset)
Lineage: Eukaryota; Metazoa; Chordata; Mammalia; Primates; Cebidae
Source: RefSeq, a predicted model, not a curated record
AGCUACUUGAGAAGCUGAGGCAGGAGAAUUGCUUGAACUCAGGAGGCGGAGGUUGCAGUGAGCCAAGAUUGCACCACUGCACUCUAGCCUGGGCUGCAGAGUGAGACUCCAUUUCAAAAAAAAAAAAGAAAAAGAAAAAGAAAAAACUGUAAUAAUGUGUAUAUUUGUAGUGGUAUAGAUCUUAAAGGAUAAAGAAACUCACCUGAUAUAUUUAUUGUGUGAUAGAACGAUGAAUGAUGAUAUAAUUUAGUUCCAUUUUCCCGAAACUAAAAUACUACUGUUUAUUGAAAGGAACCAGAGAUCCUGAGGAGAAAUGUCUGAAUCUACAUCUGGGGCAGAAAGUGAACAAAAGGAACCUAAGAUAUCUCAUCCUAGAAGACAGGAUGGAAACUGUUGAGACGUAUAGGUUCUUGUCAGAAUGGCUGAACUCGCUUAAAGUGACUCUUCUGACUGGCUGCAAGAUGGGACAGUGUGAGCACCAGUUAAGGAUAAUAGUUACAAUGGAAGAAACAGAACAAAUUUAUUUAUUCAAAUAUGUGAUCUAGUAGUAAUACUGUUAUUUUUUAGUUGUUUACCCGUGGGAGAGUGUUACCGUAUCCACUCAUUAUUUUGAACACUGGUGAACAAGGGGAACAAAUGAAGCAUUUCUCUUGUUUGGUCUGGAUGAACUGUCCCACUGGGCAACCCCACAGUGGAUGAAGUUAAGUUUCUUCUCACAGUAUUUCAGCUAAUACAUGAUGAAGGCAGGAUAGAAUGAGGAAAGUCACCAUUGUCAAGCCCCACUGAAUUAAUCACUCAAGAGCCGCUGCUGCCGCUGACAUCAUAAAAAGGAGAGAGAGGGGAGGCCGAGGCGGGUGGAUCACGAGGUCAAGAGAUCGAGACCAUCCUGGUCAACAUGGUGAAACCCCGUCUCUACUAAAAAUACGAAAAAUUAGCUGGGCAUGGUGGCGCGUGCCUGUAAUCCCAGCUACUCGGGAGGCUGAGGCAGGAGAAUUGCCUGAACCUAGGAGGUGGAGGUUGCGGUGAGCCGAGAUCGCGCCAUUACACUCCAGCCUGGGUAACAAGAGUGAACCUCCGUCUCCAAAAAAAAAAAAAAAAAAAAAAAGUAGAGAGAGCUAGAUGAUGUGAGCUUCUGACAGAAGUACGCAAAAGCACUGAGCAAAUUGCCUCGACCUUCACAUGGAAUCUACUCUCUUCAGGCCUUGAGAUCUAAUGUCAGUUUGCAGGAAAUGCAGAGAGGAGAAGAUCAUGCUGACCCCCAUGACCCCCACAGGGAUAAAGUCACAAAAAUCCCGAUCAAAGUCAACCACAGGACUAAAACCUAAUUUAUUCAAAAGCUUGACCGAUGAAAAAGUGAAGGCAUAUCUUUCUCUUCACCCCCAGGUAUUAGAUGAAUUUGUAUCUGAAAGUGUUAGUGCAGAGACAGUAGAGAAAUGGCUGAAGAGGAAGAACAACAAAUCAGAAGAUGAAUCGGCUCCUAAGGAAGUCAGCAGGUACCAAGAUACGAAUAUGCAGGGAGUGGUAUAUGAGCUAAACAGCUACAUAGAACAACGGUUGGACACAGGAGGGGACAACCAGCUACUCCUCUAUGAACUGAGCAGCAUCAUAAAAAUAGCCACAAAAGCUGAUGGAUUUGCACUGUAUUUCCUUGGAGAGUGCAAUAAUAGCCUGUGCAUAUUCACACCACCUGGGAUAAAGGAAGGAAAACCCCGCCUCAUCCCUGCUGGGCCCAUCACCCAGGGCACCACCAUCUCUGCUUAUGUGGCCAAGUCCAGGAAAACACUGCUAGUAGAAGACAUCCUUGGGGAUGAACGAUUUCCACGAGGUACUGGACUGGAAUCAGGGACUCGCAUCCAGUCUGUUCUUUGCUUACCAAUUGUCACUGCAAUUGGUGACUUGAUUGGUAUUCUUGAGCUGUAUCGGCACUGGGGCAAAGAAGCCUUCUGUCUUAGUCACCAGGAGGUUGCAACAGCGAACCUUGCCUGGGCUUCAGUAGCAAUACAUCAGGUGCAGGUAUGCAGAGGCCUUGCCAAACAGACUGAAUUGAAUGAUUUUCUACUCGAUGUAUCAAAAACAUAUUUUGAUAACAUAGUUGCAAUAGAUUCUCUACUUGAACACAUAAUGAUAUAUGCAAAAAACCUGGUGAAUGCCGAUCGUUGUGCACUUUUCCAGGUAGACCAUAAGAACAAGGAGUUGUAUUCAGACCUUUUUGAUAUUGGAGAGGAAAAGGAAGGAAAACCUGUCUUCAAGAAGACCAAAGAGAUAAGAUUUUCAAUAGAGAAAGGAAUUGCUGGCCAAGUAGCAAGAACAGGGGAAGUCCUGAACAUUCCAGAUGCCUAUGCAGACCCACGCUUUAACAGAGAAGUAGACUUGUACACAGGCUACACCACGCGGAACAUCCUGUGCAUGCCCAUCGUCAGCCGAGGAAGCGUGAUAGGUGUCGUGCAAAUGGUCAACAAAAUAAGCGGCAGUGCCUUCUCUAAAACAGAUGAAAACAACUUUAAAAUGUUUGCCGUCUUUUGUGCUUUAGCCUUACACUGUGCGAAUAUGUAUCAUAGAAUUCGUCACUCAGAGUGCAUUUACCGGGUAACGAUGGAAAAGCUGUCCUACCACAGCAUUUGUACUGCAGAAGAGUGGCAAGGCCUCAUGCAAUUCACCCUUCCUGUGCGUCUCUGCAAAGAAAUUGAAUUAUUCCACUUUGACAUUGGUCCUUUUGAAAACAUGUGGCCUGGAAUCUUUGUCUAUAUGGUUCAUCGGUCCUGUGGGACAUCCUGCUUUGAGCUUGAAAAGUUGUGUCGUUUUAUUAUGUCUGUGAAGAAGAACUACCGGCGAGUUCCCUAUCACAACUGGAAGCAUGCGGUCACUGUCGCGCACUGCAUGUACGCCAUACUUCAGAACAACCACACGCUUUUCACAGACCUCGAGCGCAAAGGACUGCUGAUUGCGUGUCUGUGUCAUGACCUGGACCACAGGGGUUAUAGUAACAGCUACCUGCAGAAGUUCGACCACCCUCUGGCAGCUCUCUACUCCACCUCCACCAUGGAGCAGCACCACUUCUCCCAGACGGUGUCCAUCCUCCAGUUGGAAGGGCACAAUAUCUUCUCCACCCUGAGCUCCAGUGAAUAUGAGCAGGUGCUUGAGAUCAUCCGCAAAGCCAUCAUUGCCACAGACCUUGCUUUAUACUUUGGAAACAGGAAACAGUUGGAGGAGAUGUACCAGACCGGAUCGCUAAACCUUAAUAAUCAAUCACAUAGAGACCGUGUGAUUGGUUUGAUGAUGACUGCCUGUGAUCUCUGUUCUGUGACAAAACUGUGGCCUGUUACAAAAUUGACGGCAAAUGACAUAUAUGCAGAAUUCUGGGCUGAGGGUGAUGAAAUGAAGAAACUGGGAAUCCAGCCUAUUCCUAUGAUGGACAGAGACAAGAAGGAUGAAGUCCCACAAGGCCAGCUUGGGUUCUACAAUGCCGUAGCCAUUCCCUGCUAUACAACCCUUACCCAGAUCCUGCCUCCCACGGAGCCGCUCCUGAAAGCAUGCAGGGAUAAUCUCAGUCAGUGGGAGAAGGUGAUUCGAGGGGAGGAGACCGCAACUUGGAUUUCAUCCCCCUCCGUGGCUCAGAAGGCAGCCGCAUGUGAAGACUGAGCCCUGAUCACCCGACACGCUGUCCCACCCACAGAUCCUCAUCUUGCUUCUUUGACAUUUUUCCUUUUUUGGGGGGGUGGGGGGAACCUACACCUGGUAACUGGGGUGCAGACCUCUUCAAGAAGGUAGCGUCAAGUAAAUAAGUCAAGCAAAGGACUUCCUGCCAGUCACUUCUGUGAGGCAUCAUAGACACUGAACAACCAGGACCACCCCAUGUUCAGAAAUCAGCUGGCCAAGUGACUCCAUUUGACUUGCAAACCAGCCUUUUCUAAUAGGCUGAUAUUGCUGAGGCCUUAAUGGAAAUGGACAAAAAUUCUUCAGAAGGGCAGGCAUGUGCGCUCCCUAACGGGCAAGCGGUUGCAAGGCGCGCUGGCACCGGCGGUUAGCUGUUUCGGUUUGCGCGUAAAGGGCGAGUCUGGCUACCCAAGGCAGGAUUUCCAGCGGGGGCGCACAAGCCUGGGGAGGGGAGAUGGAAGCCGCAGCGACUCUGAAGGCAGCUCCAGGCUGGCUAAAGCGCUCCCUGGUUCGGAAACCGAGGCCUGAGUGCUCGGGCUCCACCUGGCCUGGUUCAGCCCGCGACCCACGCAGCUCUGGAUUCCAGGCAGGAAGCUCGAGGGUCAGGGAAGGCACCUCUGCCGGUGAAUUAUUCACCCCGUAUUGAGUUAUUGUGACGCCCUGUGGCUUUGGGAAACCUCUCCACAACCAAGUGGAGCCACAGCUCUCCGCUAACGAAGACAUCUCGCUCUGUCGCCCAGGAUGGAGUGCAGUGGAGCGAUCUCGGCUUAUUGCAGCAUCCGCCUCCCGGGUUCAGGUGAUUCUCCAGCCUCAGCUUCCCAGGUAGCUGGGACUACGGUCGUGGGCCACUACACCCGGCUGGCCUAAAAUUUCUGAGUGAAACAAUUGCUUAAGAUUUUAGAAUCAAUUUCCCUUAUUCUUAUUCUCUCUGCAGUUUAAAAAACAAUGUCUAACCCAGCAACGAGCUUUUGACGGUAUGUCUCAUUUUGAAAGGAAUAUGAGAUCAUUGAGUUGGACCCAGAGAAACAACUCAGAGAAAACUUCCAUUAAUGAGAACCCAAAAGCUGAUGGCCAGACAAAAGGAUGAGAGGAAAUGCUGGACCUCCAGUUUCUUAUUAAUGGCUCAGCUUUUUUUUUUUUUUAGCUUUCAAAAUGUAUUUUAAUCUCAUUCCAAAAAGAAAGAAAAUUUCUAGAUACAAAAAAAUAUAUAUAUAGUCAGAAGGGGCACUUUUCCAUUGUAUCUUUCUAAUCGGGAUUGAAAGUGGUGCCAUUAGGGUGUUGCACGUGGGCUCUGACAUCAGUGCUGCUUUGAUGCUGUUGGUUAUAAAUAGGAAUUUUUACACAUUACUAUCGUGAAUGUUCAUGUGUGACCUGCUUGUAAUUAACUUGAGUUGUAGUCCACAGCCUCAGGACAAAUGUCAUUGAGGUUACAGAGUAAGCAGUGAUGGGAAAACGUCAAAUUCUUAUUUCAGAGUUUCAUGAAUUUAGUUAGACAGACUAAACAUAUUCUUUUAAGUUCAAACUAAAGGGCUGAGUUGAGUACAUUUAACACUAAAAGAAGUAGACCUUAAGAGACGAGGUAUGCGUUACAACAAAUCUCAGAACUUCAAGCAUCAGUUCAAAAGAUGACAAUUUUUAAAUUUUUUUUCGUUGAUGUCUUGGCAGUUUUACUGAACCCUUUGCAUAAAGAACAAAAUAAAAGCAAGGCACUGUAAAUUUUUUUAACAGACAACUCUUAUGGAUAUAAAGUGUAAAUUUUUCACAAUGAUUUCUUUGUAUUUUCACUUUGUGUCAUUGCAGAAUUUUAGACUCACAUUUACAAUGAAAGGUUUAUUCGUAACAUGGUUUAAUUAAAGUACCACACAUUUCUUUUUUAAACAUCAAACCAUAAAAUGUGUCUUUUGUGAUUUUACUUUGACCUGCUGCAUUCACCUCUCAUUUAUCUCUUUCCACAUGCUGCAUGGUCAUAUUUCAUGAGCUUUCUGUCCAUGGCACAGAAACAGAAGCAGGAAGUAGGACAAUCAUGUUGGACCUUGUCUCCGUUCUCUUUACUCUUCUCGCAGAUCAAAUCACUCCAUAGAAACCUGUGGUUUCUUCUGCAUGGCUUUUUGGUUGACUAGUAUUACUAUACAAUGUAAGUGUUUUGAACAAUACAAAAAUAAUACUCUGCACCCCUUCCUACAGAGAUGGUAAGGUAGUCACUUCUGGUGUGUAUUAAUACUUUAAAGAUUUUUAGCACAAUGACACAGUAACCUCCAACCCUAUUUCUAACCUGAAGGAAUCAGACAGAGACUCACUCAGCAGGUGACAGGCCAAUCAUAAUGGAUAACUUACUCACUUUUCACGUGGCAGGAAACUGGAAUAUCACUUUUAAUAAAAUAAAAUUGAAAAAAUGCUUCUACAUAUUUAAUACCAUAGGCAUUUUGUUCAGAUGAGCCUGGUUUGUGCAAAAUGAAAUCAGAGGCAUCUACAGCAUGGUUUAUUUAUGUUGUAGCAGAGUUGGCUCUACAUAAGCACUGUUAUUAUUUGAAAAUUAACACUGUGUCCAGUUUUCUUCUGGGCUUCUGAAAGUUGCCAUCUUCCCUACAUGGAGCUCCAUUUGCUAUUUUAAUUAUACACUAUGACAUAAAAGGUAAUAACUAAAGGAAGAGAAAUACCACUGUGGCUAGAUGUAUACACACACAUAUAUCUGUGGAAGGAUGUAAUAUACAUAGAACACACACAUAGAUGUAUAUAGGAUGCACACUCAUAUGUAUGUAGACAUAUACAUACAUGUAUAUAUGAUACACGCAUGGAUGAGAGACAGAAGGAAGGAGAGGAAGAGAGAAUCAAACAUGUCGGAAAAAAUACAAAUCAGCCCGUUCUUCCAUUCCUUAAAAACAAUGACUUUGCUUGAUGGAAAAUGCAUAUUACUUGAUAGUUGACAAGAAAGUGUCAUUUUUUGUUAGUGUAUUCAUAUAAUUGAAUUUGAACAAGUUGCAUAUUUUUCUGCAUACAAAUUUAUGAAGCUGGAUUCUACCACAUACAACUUAAUUCACAAAAGUUAAUUUAGUCAUCUAAUUUAACUUGGGAAAGGAUAUGUUAUUUAAUAUUAUUGUUUACAAAAAUUUUAAAAGAGUAUAUGACUUCCGUUUUUUAAUAUAGAAAAUAAUUAUGGAGUUAGGACUCUCAUGGCUACUUUUACAUUUUUAGGUUAUUACAAAAAAUUCUCUUAAUUUAUUAUAGGCAAGUGUAUUAUGUCAUCUCUAUUUUGAACAGUUUCCCAAAGGAAUGUGAUUGGAUUUACUGGUUGGUUAAUUUCUUGGAAAUAUUGUCAUAGUAGAAGCACAGCUUGAACGAAAGACUGUAUUUUGAUAUAAACUGUCAGUAUUGCUUGUACCACGUGUAAGAUUUACUUAGUAAUCACAGAUGUAUGUAAAAUAAAAGGACCUAGGAUGCAGGAAUAUUUAGUUAAUAAUUUGUUUUGAAAAACAUGCAGUUAGGAAUAUUUUUGUAUUUUGUCAGAUAUGUUUAGCAGAGUUCUAUUUCUUGUCUGAGUUCUAUUUCUUGUCUUUUUCCCAGAUCUUUUCUUAAAAGAAAAAUAUGACACCAGAAGCCAAGACAUGGUUUUUACUAACAGCAGUUUUGAUGAGUUCUUAUUAAGGUCAUAUUGUAUUGCACCAAAUUUUCCACCCAGUGUAAAUUUAGUAACCAGCUAUGAGGAUAUGUAGGAUAUUCAAUUUGCAGAAAUUUAUAUUGGCUAUGUUGAUUUGUAAUAGACAAGUUUUAUAGUCAUAUGCAAUUAUCCCAUUACCUUUUGGACAUAGCAAAUAUGUUUUUUAGCUAAAAAUGUCCUUGGAAACAUAAAUGCCUGCCAAUAACAUGAAAUAUUGAAUUUGGGCAAUGUGAAUUAAUUAAUUAGAAAGGGUCAAAGGAAACGCAAUGGAUGUGGCAACUAAUUCUUAAAAACAUCCCUAUUACUAGGGCAGGGACUCUGAUCCAUUUCCCACCUGUGCUUCUCUCUAAGAGGUGUAUGAAAAACCCAUCUUGCAACAUAGACCAAAAUAUUAGACACAAUUGUUCCCAUUCCUGACUCUUCAAUGGAAGGAAGGUACAGAUGUUUACAAGGGUGCCCCACAUGACUUGUUCUCACCACAACAAAAGCAAUGAAUUGGAAACUAGAUUUGUUCAGUAUAGGUUUCCUCUUUUUUGGCAUGCUUUUUAGAUUUUAUUUUCAUUUUGUAAAAUCUCAGUUAAUUUUUCUUUACUGAUAUAUUCGUGUAUAUGAGACAUGUUUGUACAGGAUAUAAGUAGAUGCAUAAAUCCUUAGAUACCUGGGUUUUUUUUUUAAUAGGUUUAGGUUUGGGUAUUGUGUUUCUGGUCUUUUAACACAAAAUUAAGGUUUGAGCUUUAAUAGGACUAAAUUAUUCACCAUGCCUUGGCCUGUGCCUUUAUUUUAAAUACUGCAAUUUUACUACUUCAUUCUUAUAUUUAUUAUUUUGCUUUUCUUGCUUAACUAUAAUUGAAAACAUUUAUAGGCACUCAUCUACAGUUCAUUCUAUCAAGUUGGAUGAAUAGGACCAUUCUCUCUUCAUCAGAUUUCUGUCCUUUAUUUGACUUCAUUAACAAAUACCCUGGUGACUAUAACCAACGAACUGUUCAGAUUCAGUCUCUUCUGCAAGAACUUCAAAGAACUGUGACUGGUUAUGGUGUGAUUUUGGGGGGUUUCCCGUACCUAAGCAUGAUUUAGAUUUUUAAAAUCACUUCUCUCUACAUAUUUCAAACAUAUGUUUGCUUUCUACACUUUGCAGAUUUUAUUUAGGAUUUAAUUCUUUAAAGACUAUAUUCAUUUAAUCACUAUAGUGGAUCUCUUCUAUUGCAAGUAUUGCUCUGAUUUUUAAAUUGCUGUAAAAUGUAAAUCAGCCGAGUAUGUCAUCUGUUAGAGUUUCCCCAUGCUUUCAGUGCAUGGCUGUGAGAUUUUUACAUGUGCGUAAGUAUUUCGCCAAUACACGUAUUGCUGACUUCUUUAGCCAUUUAUAUUACGUUUCAAUUAGUAAUAUCCAAUGCAGUGCAUACUUUUUUGUUCUUUUUUUCAACGGAAUAGUUUGGUUGUCUGAAGCAUUGGAUGCAUUUUAUAUGAUAAAAAUGGCAAGAAAAAUAAGAAAAUGUCAGCAGUGUGCUUAUUCUAAAUUAAGAAGAUAGAACAAAGAGAAAGACACCAAUGUCACCCGAGGAACACAUUUAACAUUCAAAGAAGCAAUGCUGUCCUCACUUGAUGUUUCUCUUCUCAACCCAGAAAUGGAGAGCAGGGCUGGCAAAGCCCCAGAGAGCCCGCCUGCUCCUUCCUGCCAGUGGGAGGAAAGUAACCAAUGGCACGAAGAGCCAGGCAUGGCCCUGUGGGGCGAAGGAUAAUGUCACCUCAGGACCAAGGUGGAAACUUAGAGCUGAAUCCAGGGUUGCUAAGUAGGGAAGUCAGUUUACACAUUUAAAUUUUCAUCUGAUAUUUUUGAGGUACUGCGUGUUUGCGAAAGUUUAAGUAGAAAGGUUUUGUUUCUAUUGCAAGUUCUAAAAGUAUUAUCUAAUACUCUAGCCCAGCUGAAAUACCAUAUCAUGGGCGUUACGGCCUUCGUCUUUUUCUCUAGUCACCUUAAUGCCCAGUGCUAUGCUGUAUCACAAAUAGCCUAUAUAAGUGACAUGUAGGAAUGUUAUUUUCCAUAUGGUCUGUUGUAUGGUGUAUACGCUAUGUGUUUAUUUCGUGUGCAAGUUGAGAGUGCAAUAGACUUACCCAGAGAAGGUGUUUGUAUACAAGGCCCCUACCUAUUUGAAAUUACAUACUUGCCCAACACACUGUGAAAUAGUUACCAAAAUUUGUACAAGUGCAGCACCGUCAUUCUUUCUGAGAAGACAAAAUGGCUUUCUUUACAUGAACAUAUGAACAACAGAGAUCCUAGAUCUAUAUGUAGCUAAGGCAUCUAAGAGUUUGCUGUUGAUAACCUUGCUGACCAAAAACUACUGGAGAGUGAUACAGGUUACAAACCAUCGAGAAUCCAGUGCUCAUAAAGAACUGACUUAUGAAGACAAUGAAUCUGUGUCCAGAAUUUUAAUAGGCUCUCUAUUGGAAGGAGAAAGAAUUUCGAGUUAACAGUAUCUAACUUUAUCAUAGUUGAUAAGUUAGGAAAUUUUAAAAAAUGAUUUUGUAUGUAUGACAAAAAUCUUUGUAAAAUGCGCAAGUGCAAUAAUUUAAAGAGGUCUUAACUUUGCAUUUAUAAAUUAUAAAUAUUGUACAUGUGUGUAAUUUUUUCAUGUAUUCAUUUGCAGUCUUUGUAUUUAAAAAAUUUACAGUUAUGUUUGUAUAAUAGAACAGUAAUCAUUUACUAUUAUCUAAGCAAGUUGUAAAUAAAUUCAUAGUUCAAACAGCCAGUAUAUAUGCAUAUAUGAGUGUUAUAUUGCAAAAUCUUUGUUUUACCUACAUGGUUAGAGCAACAAGAGUUCUUUUGUUGAUAUGUAAUUAUACACAUAACAUAUAUAUAUGUAUGAUACAUGAAAUAUAUUUAGAAAUGUUCAUAAUUUUAAUGGAUAUCCUUUGGUGUGAAUAAUUGAAUACAGAGUUUUUAAAAUAUCA